AUUUUAGUGAAAAUAUCCACGACAGUCCUAUCGAAAAAAUCAAAAUUGCUAAAUGAACCUAUAUGGCGGCUUGUGGACUAGUCGAUAAUUCAAAUCAGUCAAACAGCGUCAUUUCGUUGUUAAAAUUCGCUGCGCGGUUGAUGCAGAAGCUGAAAGAGAUGAACGAAAAGGAAAUCAAGCAGGACUUGAAACUAAGAAUAGGAAUAUCUCACGGUUCCGUGGCUGUCGGUGUCGUGGGUUCGAAGAAGCCUCUGUAUGAUAUAUGGGGCGAUCCUGUAAAUAUGGCGUCCCGAAUGGAUACUUUGGGUCUAGGUGACCACAUUCAAGUCCUGGAAGCCACAGCUAGAGUAAUUGAAAGUUGUGGCUACGUUUGUCGCUACAGAGGAACUAUUAAAGCCAAAGGGGGGGAAGGUCUCGUUCCUAUUUUGUGGGCUUGGAUGAAAAUUUUGACUUGAUGGAACUGUGAUUUUGUUAAAGUAGUGAAUUUGGUGUACAGUUUCGGGCCACCAUUUCUUCAAGUUUUGCUAAAACGUGAUUAUUAUUAUUAUUAUUAUUUUUACGAUAUUAGUUUUACCUUCGUCGAGGAACUGGAUGGAAACCACGAGAUACGUAGCGAUAGAUGACAAGACCUGAAAAAAUGUAUAUUUGUAGAUAUCAAUUAUAAAUUAUGUGACAG
Zophobas morio is the source of this 676-nucleotide messenger RNA. RefSeq names its product adenylate cyclase type 2-like. Bases 63 to 455 code for a protein of 130 amino acids. Gene Ontology annotation, cellular component: plasma membrane. The record is from RefSeq and is a predicted model, not a curated record. NCBI's taxonomy places the organism in Eukaryota, Metazoa, Arthropoda, Insecta, Coleoptera, Tenebrionidae. Gene Ontology annotation, molecular function: adenylate cyclase activity. Gene Ontology annotation, biological process: intracellular signal transduction; adenylate cyclase-activating G protein-coupled receptor signaling pathway; adenylate cyclase-inhibiting G protein-coupled receptor signaling pathway. The transcript has 2 exons.